UUUUCGAAUAUAUAAGGAGGUGGAGGUGGCAGCUGCAACUAGAGGCUUCCCCGGCAGCAGCUUGAGUCCCGCGUCCCUCCACCCCUCCCCACCCUCCCCGCAUCCCUCUCCCCCUGGGCUCCCUCGCUCCGGGUCCCGUUGCUCUUCCUCCCUCCCUCCCUUACUCCCACCCCGGCCUGCACCCUCCCUGGUCCCGGCCAGCUGUGCUGUGCGUCUGUUGGCCGUCCUGCGCCGGGCCCUGCAGCCAGCCUUCUGCCCGCCCCGCAGCGAUGGAGGUGCCCCAGUCCGAGCCUGCGCCAAGUUCGGCUCUCAAUCCUGCCGUAGUACGUGGGGGCGCUCAGCGUCCAGGCCACCUCCCGGGUCUCUGGCUGGGUACUCAAGGCCUCUUGGGGUCCCCGGAGCGCGCUGCCUCUUCCUCUCCGGUCACCACCCUGACCCAGACCAUGCACAACCUCGCCGGGCUUGGCAGCGAGACCCCAAAGAGUGUCCUAGGGAGCCUGCCCUUUCGAAGUCGUCUGACACGCCUAUCCCUGUCAAGACGGGCAUCUGAAUCUUCUCUGUCAUCUGAGUCCUCUGAAUUUUCUGAUGCAGGUCUCUGCAUGGAUUCCCCCAGCCCUAUGGACCCCCAGAUGGCAGAACAGACGUUUGAGCAGGCCAUCCAGGCAUCCAGCCGGGUUAUUCGAAAUGAGCAGUUUGCCAUCAGACGUUUCCAGUCCUUACCGGUACGGCUGCUGGGCCACAGCCCUGUGCUACGCAACAUCACCAACUCCCAAGCACUGGAAAGCUGGAGGAAGAGUGAGGCAGGUGGCAGAGCUGCCAGCAAUCCUGGGGAGGACAAAGAAAAUAAUGGAUUUGUCUUCAAGAUGCCGUGGAAGCCCACACAUCCCAGCCCUACCCAUGCUCUGGCAGAGUGGGCCAGCCGCAGAGAGGCCUUUACCCAGAGGCCAAGCUCAGCCCCUGACCUGAUGUGUCUUACACCUGAGCGGAAGAUAGAAGUAGAGGAGCUGAGCCCCUCAGCUCAAUCCUGCUUCUCCCUGACCCCUGCUGAGGUGGCUACUGAGGAAGAUGAUGGAUUUGUGGACAUCCUGGAGAGUGACUUAAAGGAUGACGAUGCAGUUCCCCCAGGCAUGGAGAGCCUCAUUAGCGCCCCAUUGGUCAAGACCUUGGAUAAGGAAGAGGAACAGGACCUCAUCAUGUUCAGCAAGUGCCAGCGGCUCUUCCGCUCUCCAUCCAUGCCCUGCAGUGUGAUCCGACCCAUCCUCAAGAGGCUAGAGCGGCCCCAGGACAGGGAUGUGCCUGUCCAAAAUAAGCGGAGGAGGAGUGUGACCCCCCUGGAGGAGCAGCAGCAGCCUGAGGAACCUAAAGCCCGUGUCCUCCGCUCCAAGUCCCUGUGCCAUGAUGAGAUCGAGAACAUCCUGGACAGUGACCACCGCGGACUAAUAGGAGAUUACUCCAAGGCCUUCCUUCUACAGACUGUGGAUGGCAAACACCAAGACCUCAAAUACAUCUCACCAGAAACGAUGGUAGCCCUGUUGACCGGCAAAUUCAGCAACAUCGUGGAGAAGUUUGUGAUUGUGGACUGCAGAUACCCCUACGAAUAUGAAGGAGGACACAUUAAGACCGCUGUGAACUUGCCCCUGGAACGUGAUGCCGAGACUUUCCUGCUGCAGCACCCCAUCAUACCCUGUAACCUGGACAAGAGAAUCAUCCUCAUUUUCCACUGUGAAUUCUCAUCUGAGCGUGGGCCCCGUAUGUGCCGAUUCAUCAGGGAACGAGACCGUGCGGCCAACGACUACCCCAGCCUGUACUACCCUGAGAUGUAUAUCCUCAAAGGCGGCUACAAGGAAUUCUUCCCACAGCACCCGAACUUCUGUGAACCCCAGAACUACCGACCCAUGAACCACGAGGCCUUCAAGGACGAGCUGAGGACCUUCCGCCUCAAGACACGCAGCUGGGCUGGGGAGCGGAGCCGUCGGGAACUCUGUAGCCGGCUGCAAGAUCAGUGAGGAGCCAGCACCCGUCCUGCCACCAUCCUAGCCUCACGAGGCCCUGGUGCCUGCUGUACCAUGGGCCCUCUGGAGGCCCCAGGUGCUAUCUAGGGGAAAGACAGCAUGGGUGUCCUGUCUGUCUGCCCCUGUCCCUGAUUCCCCUCGUCUCACUGCAGUCAUUUUCCAUAUCCUGGUGCCAACAUCACCCAUGGAAGAGCCCAACCUGGUGGGUUAAAACCAGCUCAGAGGAAGCAUUUUGUGUUCAGCAGGAACCUUUUUGCUUUUCUUCCUGUUUGGGUUAACUCUCUGUCUUCUUGGCCAAAAAAGCUCCUUUGUGUGUGUGUGUGUGUGUGUAUGUGUGUGUGUGUGUGUGUGUCAGCUGAGGCUGCAGGACAGCCAUGCACCUGAGCAUGAGGAUGGGCCAGGGCUGCCCCUGCCUCUCUCUGCAGGAGUCAAGGGUGUGUCUGCCACGUUGCCCUUUUCUUUUUCCUGUCCCUUUGUCCAAGCACCUCUCAUGUAAACGUAAGCUCUCACUCUUUCCUGUUGCAGUAUUACCUGCAUGCUUGAUUUGUUUGUCUUACCUGUCUCAGGACACAAUCACUGACUGUGUAGUCUCCCCUUGUCCAGUUGGGGUUAGAGAUUCACACAUCAUUUACCCCUUGUCCUGGCUUAUUGCCCCACAAAGGGAUGUUGUUAUUCUUGGAAGUCCCUGGGGAAAGGGCUAAGGACUGAAUCGGGAGCCUACUGGAGGCCCCACUGCUGUGAACCCUGGGGCCGGACUGGUCAGAACUUGCUGCUGUCCUGUCACAGAUGGAUGGAUGGAUGAAUGGACGGAUGGAUGGCCAUGGAUGCAUGGUGCCUUGCACACGCAUGUGCAUAUAAAUUGGAAGCAUUUUGGUGAACAUGUCAGCCUGUGGCAGGAAUGUAUGUGUGAACAAAAAGUCUUUACACUUAGCAUUUGGAAAUAUUCGAGAAAAAAUGUGGAAGCAGCUAAACCAAGGACCGAGCAACCUCUGGAUUGUGAAUCUCAAGGUGGGGGAAGGGUUGUGCUUGAAGGCCCAAUGAGACAUCUGUUAGGGUCUUGGUUCAAUAAAGCACUAAGCAAGUUAAGAAAGCAGCAUUGUGAUCUCUGGA
Sciurus carolinensis (gray squirrel) is the source of this 3122-nucleotide messenger RNA. It is a transcript of the gene Cdc25b, whose product is annotated as cell division cycle 25B. Gene Ontology annotation, cellular component: nucleus; cytoplasm. NCBI's taxonomy places the organism in Eukaryota, Metazoa, Chordata, Mammalia, Rodentia, Sciuridae. The transcript is spliced from 16 exons. Gene Ontology annotation, molecular function: protein tyrosine phosphatase activity. Bases 270 to 2006 code for a protein of 578 amino acids. The record is from RefSeq and is a predicted model, not a curated record. Gene Ontology annotation, biological process: positive regulation of G2/MI transition of meiotic cell cycle; protein dephosphorylation; positive regulation of G2/M transition of mitotic cell cycle.